Molecule: messenger RNA, 1112 nt
Organism: Hypoxylon fragiforme
Lineage: Eukaryota; Fungi; Ascomycota; Sordariomycetes; Xylariales; Hypoxylaceae
Exons: 2
Coding region: 495-932 (145 amino acids)
Source: RefSeq, a predicted model, not a curated record
UUAACUAAUCUUACAUAGUAUUACAUACAUAGUAUAAGAAACUCAUGACUCGACAUCACACCAUUUAACCUUCAAGUAUAAGGACGGAGGUAUUCGGUGAAAUUCUGCAGAGCCGUAUCGAUUUUACCCACCGAGACCCUUGGAAGGCGAAUAGGUCCGGAGCGUUCGAGAACUGAUAACCGCUAUUGAAACCGCUAGGCAUAACCUAGGCAUAACUAUUUCACGUUCGGUCCGAUGCUUCUACCCUAGGUUAGGUGACAUAAUAGCUACCCCAAAAACUGCAAUUCGGAGCGAAUAUACAUAGUGUUGCAACUUAUGUACACUACAGUGACUACACGUAUGCACCUCCAGGGCAGCAGGGCUAUCUGCCUACCUUAGUAUGUCACUGUAUGUGCCUUAGGUACAUGUAUCGUAUGUCGCUCUUUCGUCAUCCAGGUUGGGAUUGAUGACGCUAGAUCACGGAAGCAGCUCAAGUUCUCAACACUUAGUUAUCCAUGACAUCCCGAUUCCCAAGUCUAGCAGGCCUGGCAAGUCUACAUAUCAUGUUGUUUCUACACCUAACUAUCUUGGUAUCGAUACCAUUUUCUUGGAAGGGUGACAUUUUCCAUAAUGCACGCAGCACGGCAUUGUUAUAUUGCUUGCGGUUCUUAGUGCUUACUAUUUUCUUUUUUCCUAUACAGACAGAUUUUCAACUCAAAUCGAUCCAUGGCCAUUUUCUCGGUGCUACUGUACCUACAUGUAAUAUGUAUCGUAGUAUACGAAGUACCAAGCAUGUUGUAUGGCCCGGCCCCUUGAGUCCCUUGAGUACUGAGCCUCUCAAGUCUUGGUAUCGGUUGAGCUUCCUGCAUUGCACAUCAGAUGGUGCCAGUGUAAGCCAGCAGCCAAGAUCCCAUCCGAUUAAAAAGUGGCUGCAGAAAUCGCCGGUGAAAUAGCUACAUGGUACUUGUACAAUACAAUACCAAGGAACGGUACUUGUUAUGCCCCCUGUAGCUUUCAAAGUUGUGGGGUGCGAAGUGCAAAGCGGCCAAAGCCCUCAUGAGGUUUUUAUAAUUGGCAUGCCACUAAUGCAUCGAAGCCUUUUUUUCUGCAUACGAUCCCGUCUUGUCUUACCU